UGACGUCCGAAUCUGCCGUGUGCCGACCGCGUCCUCGCCUCGCCUCCACUCGUACACCAGCGUGGCGGGUGGCGGCGGUAUCGCAUCCGUACGGUUCUUCAACCACUCCUUCUCUCGCCCAUCCCUUCCCCCACGCCGUUCUUUCCUCUCUGCCCCUCUCCCUCUCCACCCUCCCCGGCGGCAUCUAGCUCGCCGAAACCCAGUGAGGACCCUGAAACUUCUUCGCCGGUGCACCAGAAACCCGAAGCAGAGGUAGAGGAUCACCUCGAUCUUCCGGCCGUCCACUGGUUGGUGGUUGCUGCCUGGGAAAGGAAGUUCUUGGCAAUUGUCUUCCGUUUCUAGUGCUGCUGCUAGCUGCCAAGACGGCUCCACCGCGUGUGGCUCCGGCUCUUCCCGCCGUCCCGGGUCACUCUGGCCUUCCUCGUGGCGCCCCCGCUUCGUCGCACGCUGAAUAAUGGGGUGUGGGGGGCACACGAGCACGCCAUCUCCGCGCCGUCGCUGCUGCCGCGGAGUCUCUCUCCCAUAGACAACGGCUAAGCAGUAAGCACAUGACAUGAUCACCGCCGCGCUCUGUUUUGGAAGGUGAUCGGGAUUCUGAUUCAGUGGCCAUGGCCAGGAUGAGCUGCUUCUCCAUCCUGCUCACCGGCCGGAGGCAGAAACGAGUGCAGGUUGGUGAUGCCGGCAAGGAUGCUGGAACUGGGAGCGAGCGCCAAAUGGUGAAGCCGGUGGCGGUGGAGUCUACUGACGCGCUGCCGGCGGUUGCCGCUGCCGUGGUGGAGAAAUGCGGCGACAAGAUCGUCGCCGAUGUGGUGAUCGUGGUGGCGCACAAGGGCGCCAGUGAGGUGUCGCCAGCAAGAUCGGACAGUCUGUCUGACGACAUUGAUUUCGAGUUCCACCCGCAGCACAAGUCCGUCGCCGUCGGCUCCGACGUCCAGGGACCGGAGAAGCAUGCCGCUGGCACCGUCCCGGACGCGCCGGUGAUCGCGAGCGCCGGGGAGGAGGCUGCGGCAGCGGAGGUGGAGGUCGACCCGUCGGCGAAGCUCAAGCGCUCGUGCUCCAACAUCGAGACGAAGCGGCCUGGCCCGAGGGAGGUCCCGGGCACGCGGGUGCGGUCGCGCUCCUACGGCGACCUGCCGGGCGACCUCUUCAUGGUCACCACCACGCGCCGCGCGCACGAGGCGAGCCCCGAUGCGUCGGUGAAGACGUCGCGCACCGCCGACGGCGUGAUGCUCAAGCGGCGGUCGUCCAGCCAGGUGCUGCCGUCGCGGAGCCGGAAGCUGUGGUGGCGGCUCUUCCUCUGGAGCCACCGCAACCUGCACCGGCCCUGGUCGGCGCGCCCGAGCGACGCCGAUGCCGGCACUCCCCGUGGCGGGUACACGUCGGACACGCUCGAGGAACCGGCCGACCGCAAAAACAAGAAGCCGAUGGUGGACGAGUCGCCGCCGCAGCCGCCGUCGCAGAACCAGUGGGUGGCCUUCUGCGCCGACCACUCCCUGAGCGACCGCGUCAGCGACUGGGUGAGCAGCAUCGACAACAGCGGGUGCCUCCGCAUCGCCGAGGAGCACAACAACGGUGGCGACCAUGGCAUGGACCUCACGGACGACUCCGUGGCGCGCCCGCGUCCCAUCGAGGCCGGGGAGUCGUCGGGCAAGGGCCACGGCAGGGCCAAGCGGUGCGCGGCGGCGGACGACGUGGCCCAGGCCAACAGCAUCGUCCAGUCCCUCAACGGCUUCUCGUCCGUGGCGCACAUCUCCGGCAUGGGCCUCAAGGUCGUGCCCAUGAUCGCGCCCUUCUCCAACCUCCGCGCCGUCAACCUCUCCGGCAACUUCAUCGUUCAUAUCUCGCCCGGAUCGCUGCCGAAGGGCCUGCACUCGCUGGAUCUGUCGCGGAACAAGAUCGCAAACGUCGAGGGGCUCCGGGAGCUGACGAAGCUGCGCGUGCUCAACCUCAGCUACAACCGGAUCUCGCGCAUCGGCCACGGGCUGUCGAACUGCACGGCGAUCAGGGAGCUGCACCUGGCGGGGAACAAGAUCGGCGACGUGGAGGGGCUGCACCGGCUGCUGAGGCUGGCGGUGCUGGACCUGGGCUUCAACAGGCUCACCACGGCCAAGGCGCUGGGCCAGCUGGUGGCCAACUACCACUCCCUCCUCGCGCUCAACCUGGUGGGCAACCCCGUGCAGGCCAACGUCGGCGACGACGCGCUGCGCAAGGCCGUCACCGACCUCCUCCCGCAGCUCGCAUACCUCAACAAGCAGCCCCUCAAGCCGCGGGAGACGGCCACCGACAGCGUCGCGCGCGCGGCGCUCGGCACGGGAGGGCGCAGGCGGGGGGCGUCGCGGCGCCUGAGCCAGAGCCCCGGGUCAUCGUCGUCAUCGUCGUCGAGAAGCAGGUCCAAAGGCAGGCAGCACCACGGCUCGAGCAUGACGGCAAGGAAGUGAACAAUGAUCAAUUCUUUUUACUCCCAACAACAGAGGACGCUGCCACAUUGGUAUCCAAUCAGUCCUCGCCGGCCGCUUGGCGGAGCGUGUCGCCGCCUUCCUGCUGAUCACAGUGGGAGUUGUGUGGACUCGUAGAUUGUUGGAGACCAUUUGGGAGCAUCCAAGGUGUCAAGAAAUUUGCGAGGGUUUGGAGUUUGCCAUAAGAACUACCGGUACCCAAGGGAGGAGCCCCGGCAUGGGUUGGUCGACGCUCUCGGACAAGAAGGGUGAGACGUCAGUUGUGGUUGAGGGCAUUUGUUUUCUCUACCUCUUCGGCGGAAAUUAGCAUUCCUUUGAGAACAUGAACUUGGGGAUACAUCUUUGUCUCCACCACUUUGGUUAUCUCGCUGCUUUGUGUUAUACUAGAUGACCGGUUGCGCCAAACGGCAUAGUGUCCUGUUUGAAACCAUGAGUGCUUUGGAAAUAAUUGCAUUCGUUAGUAACUUCA
This is a messenger RNA of Triticum aestivum (bread wheat), 2925 nucleotides long. RefSeq lists its product as uncharacterized. Bases 609 to 2438 code for a protein of 609 amino acids. The record is from RefSeq and is a predicted model, not a curated record. Lineage: Eukaryota; Viridiplantae; Streptophyta; Magnoliopsida; Poales; Poaceae. Gene Ontology annotation, cellular component: cytoplasm. Gene Ontology annotation, molecular function: protein binding. The transcript is spliced from 6 exons.